Messenger RNA from Parathielavia appendiculata, 1089 nucleotides. RefSeq lists its product as uncharacterized. NCBI's taxonomy places the organism in Eukaryota, Fungi, Ascomycota, Sordariomycetes, Sordariales, Chaetomiaceae. Gene Ontology annotation, biological process: post-translational protein targeting to endoplasmic reticulum membrane. Gene Ontology annotation, cellular component: TRC complex. The transcript has 2 exons. The record is from RefSeq and is a predicted model, not a curated record. Bases 393 to 962 code for a protein of 189 amino acids.
GGUUGAGACUCCAGCUGCCCCAACUUAUUCUGCCGAAUUCCCGUAGCAUUGCAGUGAGGUUCGCUGUUCCACCACCAAGUGAUUCAAUCACCAGUUUUCGGCCCGGUAUACUUGAGGUACGUAAACACGAUGUCUCUAGCUCCAUUCACUUACAUGCUUUUCUACCCAUCGUCGGCGUUUUGUUCAAUCCAGCUCUGAAUUGGAACUCGCUGGAUCCACUUGCGUUGGGGGUGAGAAAGGAGGGUUAUCCUCCGGCGCUCGGUAAAUUUAAGUUGUCACCAAUCCACCUGAUCUUGCCUUGUCGCGAAAUCAUCUUGCAGACGAACCCCUCAUUCUCAUCCUCUCUUCCCAACUCUCUAUUCUAUUAAGUUCCCUUCCACAAUUCCUCUACCAUGGCCCUCGCCGCUCCCAGCACGGACCCGGCGGUCCUCAUCGCCCAGGAAACUAGCGAUGAAUACACCUUCCGCAGUUUCACAGCGGAAACAGCCUGGACCCUAGGCGUCGCUCUGCGCGAGCGGCUUCUUUCCCUUCCUCAGGGCCAGCGCAAGCCCGCGCUAAUCUCCAUUUCGCUGACCAAUGGGCAAGUCGUCUUCCAAUGCGCGACCGAGCCUGGCACGGUCCUGGACAACGAGACUUGGGUGCGCCGCAAGCGCAACACGGUGCUGCGCUGGGGCGUGUCGAGUUGGGCCAUGCGCAUGAAAAUGGCAGCGGGACUCGGUGGGGUAGGUGUUGCGGCGGCGGAUGAGGUCGAGGCGACGUUUGUGAAGAAGUUUACGCUGGUGAGCUCCAAUGGCGGAGCCGUGGCGGAUGACUACUGCAUUCAUGGGGGCGGUUAUCCUGUUCGGGUGCGUGGCGUCGAGGGGUUGGUUGCGAUUGUUGUGGUGAGUGGGUUGAAGCAGGAGGACGACCACGCGGUCGUGGUCGAGACGGUGAGGGAGGUUGUUGCCGCACAAGGGGAGUAAAAAAUGAGAGGAAGGGAGGAUUAUCAAACAUGGUGAACUUCUUGACACCUUGAGUCACCUAAAAUUCAACCGUUUUGACAAAACACGGGGACUCGGACGACACCGUCUCCCUCCAUAUCCAUAUCGU